UGCUCACAUGCCCUUCGCUCCUCUCCGAUUAUUUGAUUCACCGACGGAGGCCAAGGAGAAACCGGCUGCUAGCUAGUAUCGCAUACCCCAGUUUAGUAUAGCGCUCGCUGUUACUCUCUAGUCGGUGAGUGCAAUCGAGCUUGGCAUAAUGAGCUGCAACGGCUGCCGGGUGCUGCGCAAGGGCUGCAGCGAGGCCUGCGUGCUCCGGCCCUGCCUGCAGUGGAUCGACGCCGCCGACGCGCAGGGCCACGCCACCGUCUUCGUCGCCAAGUUCUUCGGACGCGCAGGACUACUCUCCUUCAUCUCCGCCGUCUCCGACGACCAGCGCCCUGCCUUGUUCCAGUCGCUGCUGUACGAGGCGGCGGGGCGCACCAUCAACCCGGUCCACGGCGCCGUGGGCCUGCUCUGGACGGGGAGCUGGCACCUCUGCCAGGCCGCCGUGGAGACCGUGCUGCGGGGAGGCGUCAUCGGCCCGCUGCCGGACCUCGCCGGAUCAGGAUGCGGCGCCGUUGCCGGUGGGGACCUCUACGGCGGCAGCAGCGGUGCCUCUGCCAAGCGCGCCGGCGGGUGGUCGACCUUCUCCACCGCCAAGAGGGCGAGGAAGUCGACCGAGGCGCCCGCCCCGUCGUGCGAUCUCGGCCUCUGCCUGAGCCCAAGGUCUCCAGCAGCGGCCAUGCCGCGGCCGGGGACGCCGUCCGUCAGCUCCGACGGGUCCGUCACCACCACCACCACCACCACAAGCAGCGGCGGCGGCGAGCGGGAGGCGGUGCUGCUCAACCUUUUUCUCUGAGACCGCCUUUGACGACUAGCAGCUAGUCUCCUCAUCCAUGCGCAUGCGCUGGCUGGAUCCUGGCAGGCGGCCAAGUAUUAGUAGAUUUUCCCGCCGGCUAGCCUAGUUUUUCUACUGGCCGCCAGAUUAUUAAUUUUGCUGUGUACGUAGCGUAGAGAAGAAAUCUACCGGCCGGCCCCGUUUGCGUGGGCGAGAUGAGAGCGCCGGUGGCCACACCUCGAGAGUAACCUUCUUUUUUUUCAUCUUCUUUUGUUCCUCUUCGAAUUACCAAUACGUACUAUGAAUAAAAACGAAAAUUAAGCUC
Lolium perenne is the source of this 1094-nucleotide messenger RNA. Its product is annotated as LOB domain-containing protein 37. Lineage: Eukaryota; Viridiplantae; Streptophyta; Magnoliopsida; Poales; Poaceae. The record is from RefSeq and is a predicted model, not a curated record. Gene Ontology annotation, biological process: regulation of gene expression.